Dichomitus squalens LYAD-421 SS1 is the source of this 1817-nucleotide messenger RNA. RefSeq lists its product as uncharacterized. The transcript has 3 exons. Lineage: Eukaryota; Fungi; Basidiomycota; Agaricomycetes; Polyporales; Polyporaceae. The record is from RefSeq and is a predicted model, not a curated record. Bases 716 to 1579 code for a protein of 287 amino acids.
CUUCCUUCACAGUCGCAUGUCUCUCGAUUCCCAAUUCACUACUUCCCCUCGCGUUGACCACGCGUUGGCUGUUGAGCAGGCAGCGCGUUGGGUCACAGAGUUGUAUCGUCAUUUCGCUCAAGGUGUUGCCGCUUUGGAACAUUUCACGCUCCCCGCGGACUCUUUGAGAGGCUAUGAUGAGGGGCUGCGUUCGCUGCUAGAGUGUGCGGGUGCCCUCGAGCAGCAUCUGUGUGGGAUGCGUCUCUUCCUGCCUGACGAGGUCUCGCGGUCUGUCGUCGCGAUUAUCGUAACGCUUGACCACCAAGCUGCUCUGCUCGACUCCCGCGUUCCCAGUCCCUCAAUCGGCGCUCGCGCCGUGAUCGACGAAGAGCAACUUGAUAGCAUGGCGGUCUAUUUGGAUCGCGUUAUCGAGCGCAUCACUCUAGUUCAUGACUGGAUGAUGCCCGAGAAAUAUGCAAUGCUACAAGAAGCAGCGAAAAAAGCCUUCGCAGCGAUGCACCAUCGCCUCGCGAGCGGCCCCCCCUCCGGGAUACGGAGCGGGAGGGUCGGCCGCAACGCGCUGCCCCUGCCUCGGAUCACGGUGCCAUAUCCAAGAUGGGAUCAGUUCUCGGACUGGCCUUCUUUCAAGCUCGCAGCGUUCUUGCGGAAGUUGUCGCCAGACCUCUUUCCGGACAUACCUGACUCGGCGAUUGAGGCGGCGAACAACCUACACCCAAUGCCCCCACCCUCGGACACCAGUCAGCCGAGCAACACCGGCCCCUCUUCGUCUACGGGGGCAGGCUCACGUCACCAAGGUGCGUCCCGCAGGCAGCGGGACGCUGAUGGACCAGAGCGCCGCCACUCGUUCGCGUCCGACACUACAUGCGUCGACGAGUUCACCCUAGGUUUUCCCUCCAGACCGGCCGCCAAGCCCUACCGCUCGCCGAAAGAGCCCAUUCAGGCCUCGUCUUUCAAGCACACGCGCGAGCAGGGUGAAGGGGCUCCCCUGCGCGUGGGCACGAAGCGCCGCCGCUCGUCAGCGACCGCCCUUCCACACGUCGAGUCUUCGUCUCCCGCCCCCAAACGACCGCGCCGCGAGGUCCACGUGAGCAGCUACGGAACGCACGACUCAGCCGCCCUUCCAGUCGCGCUCACCGAUGAUGCGGGCCCUUCCACUUCGUUGCUUCUACCGUCUCGUAACGAUGCGAGCUCGCCGCCCAUGUCACGGGGCUCACCGUUUACCCCAUCGCCCAAGCAAUCCCCGCACUCGCGCUCGCCGCGCGAGUCGGAGGAUUUGCCUCCCCUAUCGUCGGCCACGACGAACCCUCAGCCGUCGACGCACGACCACUUCCUCAGCUUGCCAACUACCUCGCCACGCCUGCUGCUCCCCGAACCGUCUGAGAGGUGGCGCGUGGAGGACGUGGACGGCAAGUCGGUCAUCGACGACCUCGCCGCCGACGUGGAAGAGGUCAUUCAGGCUGUUCGGACCCCACUACCAAUCCCACCGCCGCCCUCUUCGCUGUCAAACAAGGCGAAAGGCAAACGGCGAUGCUUCGACAGUCUAAUCCACACGUUCAAGCAUGUCAUCCGUAGACCUUAGACGCACUCGCGGACUAUAUGCCUUGACAAUGCGCAUUCCCUCUCCGCACACUCAAUGUAGUAGUCCACGUAUAAUGCUGUACCCUAGUCCGAGUGACAUGCUGUAUACUUGUACAAAUUGUAACAUUAGUGUAGCAUACGUACGAUAGUGUCGAACUUCCUGACUUAUGCCUAUGUUGAGAUCAUCUAUAUGUAGUCGUCAUGCUGUCUAUGCAGUCACUUGCUUUCGUGCUUUCCAU